Messenger RNA from Symbiodinium pilosum, 879 nucleotides. NCBI's taxonomy places the organism in Eukaryota, Dinophyceae, Suessiales, Symbiodiniaceae. The record is from the annotation of a GenBank genome assembly.
AUGCCCAGGUCCCCUCCUGGUCAAAGAAGGUUGCGCAUGUCGCUUAGCGGCAGGUCGUUUUGGCGAUUCCCAAGUGGUGAUGGAACAAUUCCGCACUACGUGCAGAGGAGAUUUCGGGUGAAGACCUUCGGGCUUCUUACCAUGCAGCUCAUGCUCGUACUCGGUGUCAUGGUGCUCGUGGACUUCACAACACUGUGGGAGCAGCUUGUCCCUGAUCAUUUGCCAGGGAUCUUUCGGCAGGUCGUGUUUUACACCGUCGGUCUGACAAACUUGGUGAGCGUGGUGGGCCUCUACUUUGCAAAGGACAGGUAUCCUGCCAACUAUGUGUUCAUGGCUUUGACGACCUUGUUGUCUGGACUUUUCUGGGGCCUGACGCGUUCCCAUUCAAACAUCACCAUGCAUUUCCAGAUUGUGGGCAUUCUCGCGUUUACCAUGUGUGCUGCGACCGUGGUUUCUGCAGUCUUCGGCGGAAGAGAGAUGAAGAUGAAGGGCGGUUCCUUGCUGCUGGCUUCAUUGGCUCCGGGUUGGCUUAUCGGAUGCGUCAUAAAUGCGUUGGUCUGCACUCUGUGGUCGCCAACCGGUUCCCUUGAAGUCUUGGGGGCGACAGGCUUCUCGUUCUUGCUGGUCUGCAUUAUGCUUCUGGAUGCGGGUAAAUUCCUGGUGAGUUGUCAACCAGAUGAUUUCAUGAGUGUGAUCGUUUCAAUGGAUUCGUCCCUGCUGGUGAUAGUCAGCAUCCCUUUCUUCGUCUUAUCAUUCUGUCUUCUGCACACUGGUGAGGCCGUUCUCGACCCCAUGGUUUCUGAAGACUUGGAAGCUCCACCUGAGAAUGUGCCCGUGCCGGAGCAUUUGGGUGCGCCCAACACUCUCGUGAUCGCAUGA